This is a messenger RNA of Fusarium venenatum, 1551 nucleotides long. The record is from RefSeq and is a predicted model, not a curated record. NCBI's taxonomy places the organism in Eukaryota, Fungi, Ascomycota, Sordariomycetes, Hypocreales, Nectriaceae.
AUGUCUGUAUCACUGGCUUGGCAGUCAGAUAAUUUCGAUGGCUUGACCCCUCACCAACUUGGAGUCUUGUACGAACCCAUCGUUCUCGAAUUGGCUUUGCAAAAAGCUGGGACAUUUCCUACUUAUCCACACGAGAAACAAUCAACUGUAAAAUACGAAGCAGAGAUGCCGGACUUUGAGGCAUUCCAAUUUUAUGUCAACAAGUUAGCCCAGGUCUGCGACAACGAACGUGGUGGGGAUACAAUCAGUGCCCUUGCAAUACUCCAAGGUUCUGUUGGCCCCAACUAUGUUUUUGGUUUCAACUCAAAGGAUACAAGAGGCCUAAAAACAACGCAGAAUUUCGUCCAAGCGUUAUUAGAUCUCGUAGGCAAGAAUCCAGACGAUUUUCAGACCGCGGCGUUGGGAAAGCGAGUGCUUUGGUUCAUACUGUCGUUCAAUAUUCCCCGGCUGAAAGAAUACCUGCAAUGUUUGAGCGAAGCCGUGCAAGAGUGCUUAAAAAGUUGUAAACGAUUGGAGGAAGACGAAACCGCGAAAACGCGCCCUGAACUCUUCAAGCUUCCGAGCCGACUCAGAGCCUCUUGUCCUUGGCGGACAAAUUUUAAGCUCAACAUGUCAGAGUCUAAUACGGAGGAUAAAUCAAUCAGCGACUGUGACACGUUGAUCAAAGCGAUCGUCGCCCUAGAUCAAGCAGAUGUCAACAAAAUGAUCUCGCAGAGGGCCAAAGAUGGAGAAAUGACAAGAUCCGAGCCAUGGUGCAAGCUCCGACACUUUCUUGGGCGCUGGCUUUCUUACCGCAAAGCAGCUCUCGGUAUCGUUGCAAUUUCUGAAAGAUGGCCUGAUCUAUUCUUGGAUUUUGAGAUUACCAUGGUGCCAUCUGGUCCACGCUUUCCAAACCCGAUCUUAAGAUCCGACCUCACGAGCUCAAUCAUCAUGCAGCAUAUAGUUGCGGAAGAUAAAACCCAAGAUACGCAACUUCUACAGGCGGCUGAGGACCUCAAACAGAUGGGAAUUGACGAUAUUAUUAUUCGUGAUUUUCAGCUUUCCCGAAGGUUUAGGCCCUCAUUGCAUGCGGAAGUCCUGGUACACGAAUACCUUUUGAAGAAGGGAUGGACAGCGGUAGAAAGUUACUGGAAUCGAUGGAAUUAUAUCGGCAGUAGUAAGCCUACUUGCCGACUAUGCCACUACUACUUUGACAUCCUCGAGGGUGACAAGCCGGGUGUUCGCUCGUCUCACAACAAUCUGUAUCGAAAUUGGCGACUUCCCGAGUACCACGAUGAAGAGAGCCUUGGCAUAGCUCGAGAUGUGCUUCUAAGUAAGCUUGCACAAAGGCUGAGGAUAGAUGUGGUAGAAACGCUCAAAGAAAAGAAAAUCAGGCGGAAGGCAAGAGACUCGAACACCUAUUCAUCUUUUCCCGAGGCCCUGCGGCUUAACAACAACAGCUCAGUGUCUAUCAACAGCUCUAACGGAGACUCAACUGUUUCGACGGGUCCGCCAGAUGAAGGCGCAGUACAACUGGAAAGUGCAACUGGUGUCCUGAAUUUGGGAGAUUAG